Messenger RNA from Chondrus crispus (carragheen), 3968 nucleotides. RefSeq lists its product as hypothetical. The record is from RefSeq and is a predicted model, not a curated record. Gene Ontology annotation, molecular function: transcription corepressor activity. The transcript is spliced from 2 exons. Bases 1 to 3732 code for a protein of 1243 amino acids. Gene Ontology annotation, biological process: negative regulation of transcription by RNA polymerase II. Gene Ontology annotation, cellular component: histone deacetylase complex; chromatin. NCBI's taxonomy places the organism in Eukaryota, Rhodophyta, Florideophyceae, Gigartinales, Gigartinaceae.
AUGGCCCAGACUGAGCAGGACAAGCCUGCGCAGGCGAGGAAUGGGAAUCGACAACCGCUGCCUGCGCUGCCUGCUGAACCGCAGGACGGGCUGGAGCGCCGCCCGCUCAAGGUCGAGGAUGCAUUGGCCUAUUUGGAAAAGGUCAAGACACAGUUUAAGGAGCAGGUCGAUGUGUACAACCAGUUCUUGGACAUCAUGAAGGAGUUUAAGGCCCAGUCCAUCGAUACCACCGAAGUGAUUAGACGUGUUUCAAAUCUGUUUAGAGGGCACAUGGACUUGAUUCUUGGCUUCAACACCUUUUUGCCACCGGGAUACAAGAUCAAGGUCACGAAGGAUAAGGCCACUGGAGUCGUCAACACCGGCUUUGAUGGCCCUGAAGGAUUUAGUCAACUUCCUACGUUCCUCUCAGGGAGCAUAGCGGCGCCGUCUCCGAUUGCCGGUGGAAGGAAUGGUAACGCUGUCUCAAGCCCGAAGCGAAAGGAUUCUAAAUCAAAAUCAUCGGCGAAAUUGCAGACCUCCCGAUCAGGCCAGGCUGUACCAGGGCAGGCCAUUGACCCGAUGGACAAAGAUGCCAGUGGUGGGGCUCCCGUGGCGGCAAGAGGCUCGGCACCGGCAAAGACUGCGUCCGUCAGCCGUCAGAAUGGUGCCAAUGGCUUGCACGCGGAUGCAAGUGCCUUGCAGCAAGAGGCCACAACGCAAGCGCACCUGCUUCAAGCCGAGAGGUCGUUUUCUCCGGGUCCUGAGAAAGCGCAAGAGUUUGACCGCGCCAUUGAGUUUGUUACCACCAUCAAAGAGCGGUUCUCUGAUGAUCCCGACACGUUCAACAAGUUUUUGAAUGCCCUUAGUCGGUUUCGGGACAAGCAGACGUCGAUUCGUGAAGUCUUUGACGUUGUCGCAUGCUUGUUUGGCCCUCACAAGGAUUUAUUACUCAAGUUUCAAGAGUUUUUGCCUGCUAUCUCUCGAGGUUCUUUGGACAAGCCGAUGCGGAGUCGACCUCCGACCACCCCGCUCGACCGUGCAUAUUCUGGGAAAACGGCCACAGGUCCGUCGAGAAGAGGCCCCGGCGGUCUGUCUCGGAACCGGCGACCUCGCGACAUGCAAUUUUUCGAAGAUCUCAAAGCGAGCCUUGGUCUGGGCAAAUCGGAUGUAUACAUAGACUUUAUCAAAUGCCUAAGCUUAUUCACUCAAAAGAUUGUGACGAAAGAUGAGUUGCAAAGUUUAACUGCCGGCAUCUUACAAGACUAUCCACACGCAAACGCCCUGUUUUUGCAAUAUCUCGAAGCCAUCUGCGGCAGUGGAGAUGAAACAACGGAUGAGGGAAAUCAGGCUUCCUCCUCUGUUUCAUCUGAGGAGGCGCCUACGCCGCUGGAUGCGGCACGGCAUGCUCGUUAUCUGAAGAAGACGGUGUCUGAAACUGGCGGCGAGUUUGGCGUCGAAAAACUUGUUUCAUACAGCAAGCUACCACCUGAUUUCCCAGCGUUCCCAUGUGCCGGGCGAUCAGUGAUGGAAAGGAGGACGCUGAACGAUGCAUGGGUGAGUGGAACAUCCGGCUCUGAAGAUUAUUCGUUCAAGUUUAUGCGAAAGAAUCAAAACGAGGAUAACCUCUUCCGUUGCGAAGAUGAUAGGUAUGAAUUGGACAUGGUAAUAGCCACGAAUGCGUCGACUAUUCAAAAGCUGCAGACUAUAGUGGGAUCAAUGUCUCGGUUGCCACAAGCCGAGAAGAAGCGGCAUCAACUUGCAGAGGGAGCACUCUCGCCCAUCAACUUCAGUGCUAUUCAGCGCAUUUACGGAGAAAAGGGCGCCGAAGUAGUCGAAGAAGUGAAGCUGAAUCCUGCGCAGGCGGCGCCGUUUGUCGUUGAACGUCUUCGCAGCAAGAAUACAGAAUGGAUUCGCGCUCGACAUGAAAUGAACCGAGCAUGGCGUGAGGUCGGUGAACGAAACUAUCACAGAAGCUUGGAUCAUAGAAGUGUUCAUUUUAAGCAUGUGGACAAGAAGGAGCUUAGCACGAAAAAUUUACUCGCCGAUCUGUUGGAACCCACUACUAGUUUGCAAGCACGUGACGCGGAAAUGACUAAAGCUCGUGGGUACCCAGUACCGCACGGCGGUGGGGGAGCGAAUGACCGGAGUCUGGCGUUCAAGGCAGUGAAAGAAGCGGCACAGCGGGUUUCACGUCUAGAACCGCCUCAUCUCGAUCUGUGUUUUGAAGAGUGCCGUAUCCACAGAUUGGCUUUUGAUGUAGUACGCGAUCGAAUUGAAAGUGAAACGUCGUCUUCGUCAGAGGCCAAGCGCAUAGUCGGUGAAUUCCAGAGGCUGCUGUCGCGCUUUUUCAGAUUAGAUUUCACAGACGAUGGUUGCAAGCGGGCUGAGAGAGAUUUCUGCCGUCGUCGCGGCGAGAAACAUGACGGGUGUAACAGCGCGGAAAGGGAGUCGAACAUGGUCGAGGAGGAGGCAAUGGUGAUGUACGGGGACGACAGCUUGUACCUGAUGUUUCGGAUGUAUCAUUUGCUCUUUGAGCGACUGAUGGAAGGAUUGAAAUUGGCGCGGAAACAGAUUGCGGACAGAACGAAACGCGAAUCAAUGAACAAGGCUGGUGCUGCGAGAGUGGGUGGACGAAGCCACAUUCCAACGCUCUUGACGUCUCCGGCAUCGCUGAUUAUGAACUUUCCGUCUGCUCAGGAGAAGGAGCAUUCGUUUUGCGUUGGGCCUCAGCACGCGACAGCUGACGAAAUUUUUGAAGAGUGGCUCGAGCCCCUGAGACAAUUUCUGAGUACGAACAAAGCGGACGUUGUAAAUAGGUACGAAGAAAAAUGUCGGGUGCUGCUCGGGGCUGGGUCGUACUGCUUGCUGACGCUUGACAAGACAGUGGCUAAGACUUCGAAACAAGUGGGGUCAGCACUGAGCGGAGACGCAGUUGCGGAGUAUGGGACAGUUUGGAUGUUCCACGCACUGGCGGACCGGAUAAAGGAAUCGACGCAGAACUGCGCGAAACUGAGCUGGAGUUGCAUGGAAAAGCAAUACGCUGCAUGCGCUGUGGCACAAAUAGGGAAAACGCGGGGAUCUGGUGCGAACAUGAUGCGGUUUACGAGCCACUACCGGGACGAGCAAAUGAACGAAUUUGUGAUCUACGCGGUGGGCCACACAAACGACGAGGUGGCUGGCAAGAGCAAGACGCAAACGGCUAGUGUGGACUUGAAGGAAUUGUACAAAACUUGCACAGACAUGCUGGAGGAAAAUAUGGCGCAAGCUAAGGAGAGCGGAGAUGGGGAAUGGCGACAAAGAGGGGAUUCUACAAGCUUACGGAAGCGCAGUCGCGUAAGCGACGACAGUUUUGUGCGGUUUGCAGGCAGCGAAAAACAAGUGCGCAAACGGGCAAAGGGGAUGAAGCUACGACGCGGCGGGGAUGUAAUCUGGAAGGCGACGGCCAAGAAGCGAAUCAAAGCUGUGGAAGGGACGUGCGACUACAUGGAGAAUGUGAACCGCAAGCGAAAGCUAUGGAGCAAUACGGCCGACGCGAAGGAGGUGAAUGAGCAAUGCGUGUGGGGGCGAGUCGUGCGGAGAAAGCGGUUGGCCAAGGAGAAGGAGGAGAAGGAGAUUGAGGAACGGGAAAAGGAGGAGGAGAAGGAGAAGGAGAAUGCGAGUGUGGCCAAGGCAUCGGGAGCGGGGAUCGCAGAGAGUAGUGGAGAUAAGGAAGCAGGCGAGGUAGCGGAAAAGGACAAGAUGAGUGACUCGUAGAUGUGAUCGUGAGGGGGGACUGGUGCGCUGUAGAAUGUAAAUAUGGGUAGCAGGACUGGAGAGGUGACGACCGGGGCAUGAGGCAGAACUCAAUGGAUUGGAUGAAACAAAAUGCGCGUUGAGCUGCUCAUACAGAGCUCGCGACUCACAUUCUAAUUCUGCAUUAAUUUCUAACACCCCCCGUGCUUUGUGAGCACACUCGUCGUCUAUCCAAAUCUACUAAACUUUUCAAUACA